GUGAUUUAUCCAAUUGCCCAUCACUUCCACCAGCACAACUUGUAGCUGGUUCUGAAUGGCAAGCGGAAGGUGCUGGACUAAGUGAAGGACAAAAACGAUCAGGAGAAAGAUGUUGAUGAUUCCUUCCUUCCUCCACCAACACAAUCAACACUUUUUGAAUUACUCUUUAAGGAGGAACGCAAAAAAGCAGCAAAUGAACGACGCUUUUUACUUAAAUUAUUUUCAUUAUUCUGGCGCCUAGCGGGUGUUGAUGCUGAUGUUGAUGGAAUAGAAGAUAUAUUAGUGGAAAUAUCCCCAUUCUUUUGACCACUACUACCGAAAAUCCAACGCAUUAAAUUAUAUUG
Meloidogyne enterolobii is the source of this 344-nucleotide messenger RNA. The record is from the annotation of a GenBank genome assembly. Lineage: Eukaryota; Metazoa; Nematoda; Chromadorea; Rhabditida; Meloidogynidae.